UUCUUCCUCCCCUGGUGCCUGGCAGAUCCGUUCACGGGGUCUCUUUUGCUGUGGAAGAUGGCGACACCAGGGAUGAGCUGGCAGCAGCACUAUUACAGCGGCAGUUCUUCGACCAGCACUGGGAAAUUCAACGCCAGCUCGUCUUCCUCAGCGAUGUCCUCCCAUUUCGGCAUGGAAUACAACCAGGAUCUCCAUCUCAAAAUGAGCAAGAAAAUAGCUCAGCUAACCAAGGUAAUAUAUGCUUUGAACACAAAAAAUGAUGAGCAUGAAGUUGCUAUGCAAGCUCUCAAGGAUGCUCACGAAGAAGAAAUUCAACAAAUUCUUGCAGAAACCAGAGAAAAGAUUUUGCAAUAUAAGGGUAAAGUUUCUGAAGAAAUGGAUCUAAAAAGAAAAAUCCAGGUUUUAGAAGAGUCGUUAGAAGAUCACAAAAAGAUGAAGCAUCAAGCCUUAACUGAAUUUGAGGCUUAUAAGGACAGAGUUGAGGAUAUGCAACUCUGUGCAGAAGCUCAGCAUGUCCAGCGUGUUGUAACUAUGUCACGUGAAGUGGAAGAAAUUAGAAAGAAAUUUGAGGAAAGAUUACGAAGUUUUAUACAACAGCAGUUACAAUUUGAGAAAGAUAAACGUUCAGCUCUGGAAGAGCUGAAAGCUGCACAUAGACUUGAGGUCCAAGAACUUAUGAAGACACAUCAAAAUCAAAAUGUUACUUUAAGCAAAGGUCAGGAAAAAAUAGAAGAAUUGCAUAGGCAGGAUGUGGAACAGUUGAAUGCUAAAAUAGAAGAGCUAAGAAUAGAAAGAAAAAAACUUAUUGAGGAGUAUGAAGGUAAACUCAGCAAAGCUCAAUCUUUCUAUGAACAUGAACUUGAUACUAUGAAAAGAUCACAAUUGUUUACAGCCGAAAGCCUGAAAUCCUGCAAAGAAAAGGAAGUAGAACUAAGAAAGGAAUUUCAGAGUCAAGAAUCAGUUAUACGAAAAAAUCUGGGGAAACUUAAAACUGAGUUGCAAAUGGCUCAGGAUGAAGCAGGGGCUCUUCGAGAAAAAUGCCAGAAGCUUCAAGUGGCUCUAAGUACCUCAGAAAACAGUGUGCAGACUCUUCAAAAACAACUAGAUGAUGUCAAAGAGGAAGAAAUGUCAUUGUUAAGCAAACACAAAGAGGUUGAAAUUGAGUUAGCAGCUGCAAGAGAGCGCUUACAACAACAAGCCACAGACCUAGUGCUAAAAGCUAGUCAUGUUGGAAUGCUCCAAGCUACUCAAAUGACUCAGGAAGUUACAAUAUCUGAUUUGGAAUCAGAAAAAUCCAGAUUAAAGGAGAAAUUGUCUCAGCUGGAAGAGGAAAGAAAUGUGUUACACAGUAAAACACAAAGUCUGGAUGAAAGACAAAGGCAGCAACUUCUUAUACUGGAGAAGAGAGUAAAUGAAGCAAGGGAAACACAACAAGAAUAUUAUGAAAAGGAGCUAAUGAAAUUGCAAGUUAAACUAGAAGGAGAGACUACGCAGCUAAAAGAAGUUCAUUCCAAGGCUUUGGAGGAGUUGGCAUGGAAACAUAAUACUGCUCUUGAAGCAGCACAUAACAAUGCUAGCAAGGAAAAAAAGAAACUGCAAAUGGAGCUGGAGCAGCAAUUUGAGAAAGAGAAACAAGGUUUUGAAGAUGAGAAGAAUCAACUCCGACAGCAGUUGGCAAGCCUAAGGGAAGAACUGACAACCAAAUUGACUUCCUCCAAUCAGGAGGUGGAGCAUCUACAGGAUGUCUUAAAAAAAAGUGAGCAGGGCCUUAGUACUGCAGAAGGACACAUUUCUAGCCUUCAGGAAACCCAAGAAAUAUUGCAAAAAGAAUUAGAAUUAACCCAGACAAAACUGAGAGAAGCCACUGACUCCUUGUAUAAUGUUGAGGGGGAGUUAAACCAGGAGAGACAGCACCAUGAAGCAAUGAUUGUAACCAUGAGGGAAGAGGAAAAAUUAAAACUCGAUAGAAUGGCUCGUGAUCUGGAAAUAAAAUGGACAGAAAAUCUUCGGCAAGAAUGUACAAAACUUAGAGAGGAAUUGAGACUUCAGCAUGAAGAAGAUAAAAAGUCAGCAAUGACACAACUCUUGCAGCUAAAGGAGAGAGAGAAAAAUGCCGCCAGAGAUAGCUGGCAGAAAAAAGUGGAAGAACUUUUGGAUCAGAUCACUCUGCUAAAGCAAAACCUGGAAAUGCAGCUUUCACAGUCUCAGAACACAAUGCAACAGUUGCAGGCACAGUUUAGUCAAGAGCGGCAGAGACUGACCCAAGAAAUUGAAGAACUGGAGGAAGAGCAUCAGCAGAGACAUAAGUCCAUGAAAGAAGCACAUUUCCUUGCCUUUCAGAGCAUGGAAGAAACAAAAGAACAAGAGCAAAAGGAACUUGAGGAACGCUUGCAACAGAAGUAUUCCGAAGAACUUCAGGCACUGAAAGAUGUACACAGACACGCUAUGGAUGUUUUCAAAAUAGAAAUGGAACAGGAAGUGCAGACUCUUCGCUUUGAAUUGGAAGACGAAGGGAAAGCAAUGCUUGCAUCUUUGCGCUCUGAACUAAAUCAUCAACAUGCUGCAGCAAUUGAUCAGCUCAGGCACAAUCAUCAACAAGAAGUAGCAGCAGCUAAAAUGGAACUUGAAAGAAGCAUAGAACUCAGCAGGCAUCAGGAGAAAGAAUUUAUGUGCCGAAUAUCAGAUGUACAGGAUGAACUGAGGCAUCGAGACUACCAUAUAUCAGAAUUGGAUAAGGAAACACUUGCUUUGCAUGAGAACAUAAGUGCAUUAACUAAGGAAUUGGAGUUCAAAGGGAAGGAAAUUCUACGAAUACGUAGCGAAUCUAAUCAGCAAAUUAGGCUACAUGAACAAGAUUUAAGCAAGAAACAUGAAAAAAAGCUGGAUGUCAUGACAGCUGACCACAUCAGAGAGAAACAAAGUAUGCUGGCAGAUUUUAAUAAGACCCAACAGCUGCUCAAGGAAAUUAAUUCAGCUUUGCAAGUUUCUAAUUUCGUGAUUUGUACACUCCCUUCCCUACAUGUGUUAUUUUUAAUGCAGCAAAAGAAGAAGAAUGAUAGAUCAGCAAACAGGUUUGUGAGUGUCCCCAAUCUAAGUGCUUUGGAAUCUAGUGGAGUGGGCAAUGGACAUGCUAACCGCCUGGACCCUAUUCCUAAUUCAUCCAUCCACGAUAUUGAGUUCAACAGCAGCAGACCACUUCCACAGCCAAUACCACCCAAAGAGCCCAAGAUGGUUUUGAGCCCUCCUCAGACUGAAGCUUCCCCAAUGGCUUCACCAGAUCCACAACGUCAGGAAUGGUUUGCUCGUUACUUCACAUUCUAAGAGAUUAUUUUGAAUGGCACAGCAUGGUGUGGACUGUACUGUUCAUAAUAGCAUGACCUUAAAAUAAACCCUUAUGUGAAAUAAGCUUCCUUGUAAUAUGUCAAACACUGUGAAUGAGAACGUAUUUGUCUCUCUGAUUUGAAAAUGCACUCUAUUUUAUGUGAUACUUGUUGGAAUCACUUGACAUAGUUAUAUAAAUGUGCUUAAUGACACUUAUUUUUAUUUAAAAUUGAAAAGUAUUUAAACUUUGUAAUUAUUGCAUAAUAAAAUUUCAUAGAAGAAAUGCAAUCUUUCUUCCACUUUUCCUAUAAAUAUGUAUUUUCUUUAGUUUCAGGGAAGGUUUUCACAUCCCAUUUCUCUCUCAAAUGCAAUUAAUUGCAUGAUUAUUAUAUAUUAAAAUGUUAACAAUUUAAAAAUCAGGCAAUGGCAAAAUAUGUUUAAAUCCAUAUAUUUUUAAUUAACUUAAGAGAAUUGACUUUAAAAAUUGUGGUUUAUUCCAAAAGUGGGGAAGACUGCUAAAUUAUAAUAAUAUAUAAAGCUAGGUGGUAAUAAGAUUAUAGUAAGAAAAAUAACAAGUAUUUUAAUGUUGAAGUUCAUCAACUUUUGUCAUAAAUAUUUUAUAAAUAUAUGCAGAAACAAUGCUCUUUAGACAUUUAACAUUUGGGGUUACUACAUUAGGUAAUGCUAUAUUAAUAAAGUGAAAUUCAUGGAAAGCUGCAAUUUGAGGAUAUUAUCCUUUGGACAAAACUCAGGCAUUAAUAAAAAAUAGUUCUAAACAAAAUAAUUAUGCAUAAUAAAGCAUGCAAAUCUUUCAUUAGAGCUCCAGCAUAAAUGUUAACAUUUUUCUCUUCCAUUACAAAAUUAAGCCAUGACCACGCAAUCUUUUUCAACUGGAGAAUGUGCCUGAUUUUCCACUCUAUUACACCUGUCUUAUAAUUGUGCAGGUUUUCUGAGAGAAAAGAUGUAAUAUACUGGCAAAUCUGGUUUUUAUAUAUUUUGUUGAUACUAUUGCUGUUAUUUCCAAGAUUACCACAAUAAAACUAACACUGGUAAUCUCAGGGAGAAACUUUUGUUUUAUGAAUGUACUUUUAAGAUCUGAUCUUUGUAUGCAUAAAAGGGGAGUUAGGGAGAUUGUGUGGUUAUUUUAAAAACAGUUUUUAUUCUUAGAUACAAAAAUAUAGCUCUUCAUUAUUUCUGCUAAAGCCUGACUGCGUCUUCCCAUUAUGCAACAGCAUAAUCAACCAAUGGUACCACCAAUAAUAUAAUGAGUUUUAUAUGUAGCAUAUGUACAAAACUUUGUAUGUUUUCAUAUAAAAUAUCCUAAUCAAACUUUUCAAAUUGUAUCUCCUGUAAACUCAUCCUGAAUGCUUCACUGGAAGCAAUGUUCUAAUGCUUUCCUGAUAAUCUAAAACAGUAUUUGGCAGAUAUUCUAUGGUCUAUGUAAAGGUAUAUACAGCCUUUUCAUUAGAAGAAAGCCAUAUUAAGUUAAAGUUGGAUUUCUUGGCUGUUCCUUAUAAUAAA
Molecule: messenger RNA, 4842 nt
Organism: Protobothrops mucrosquamatus (brown spotted pit viper)
Lineage: Eukaryota; Metazoa; Chordata; Lepidosauria; Squamata; Viperidae
Gene: FAM184A
Product: family with sequence similarity 184 member A
Exons: 16
Coding region: 58-3321 (1087 amino acids)
Source: RefSeq, a predicted model, not a curated record